Molecule: messenger RNA, 2670 nt
Organism: Onychostoma macrolepis
Lineage: Eukaryota; Metazoa; Chordata; Actinopteri; Cypriniformes; Cyprinidae
Gene: ficd
Product: FIC domain protein adenylyltransferase
Exons: 3
Coding region: 360-1709 (449 amino acids)
Molecular function (GO): protein binding
Source: RefSeq, a predicted model, not a curated record
UGUAUGAAUAGUGCCAUGACUGACUUGUCAUGAAGUGCUGUAGUCAUGGACUGUUUACCUAAGGUGAUAUCAGCUUGACAAAUAUCUUGUUCUACAAUAUUAGAAGUAUUUAUAUAUUGUGUUAAAUAUUACAAUUAUAAAAAUAUUUAAAUGUCACUGUGUUCCGCCACAGCAUAUAGGCCAGCUGUACAUAUCAAAUACAGGUUUAGGUGGUUUGAAAGAUGUCGACUGUGUUUGAUCAUAAGUAAGUUGUCCUCUCAUCUUUAGACUAUGAAACAACAUGAGACAUGGCUAGGUUUUCAGAUAGUAUCUUGCAAGAAUGUUGGACACGUGCCUGUGGAGUCUGGAUCGCGUGAUUGAUGGCAGCUCUGGCAGUUUUCCGUCACGUCUGCAGUGGCCCUCUGCUCUGGGGCUGGGGACCCGUUCUGUUCGGCCUGCUGGGGUCUGUAUUUGUUCUGCUGCUGCCUUUAGCAGGAAUAGAGGAGCAAUGCUGUGCCACGCUGAAGGGUCUUGCUCUUCUGCGCUGUCAGCUGUGGGGGGGUGUCCAGCGGCCUGUGGUGCACACCACCAGCCUGACCGUCCCUUUCACUGCACUAGACCUCCUGCCACAGAAAGUCAAGCCCAGUAAAGAGACUCAGCUGGAGGCAAAGGCGGCUCUCCAGCAGGCUUUGGAGAUGAAGAAAAAUGGCAAGAGGGAGAAAGCUCAUAAGCUGCUCGUCCACGCGCUCAACAUGAACCCGGAGUUUGUGGAGGCGCUCACUGAAUUAGGAACCAUACUGGAGGAGGAAAAAGAUGUCGUCCAAGCAGACCACCUGUACACCAAGGCCCUCGCCAUCUCACCCUGCAACGAGAAGGCUCUGGUGAGCAGGGAUCGCACGCUCCCACUAGUAGAGGAAAUAGAUCAGCGCCACUUUGGAAUCAUCGAUGGAAAGGUACGACGUCUCAUGUCCAUACCCAAAGGCAACUCUGCUCUGCGCCGAGUCAUGGAGGAGACCUACUACCAUCAUAUUUACCACACCGUAGCUAUCGAAGGCAACACGCUCACUCUGUCUGAGAUUCGCCACAUUAUUGAGACCAGAUACGCCGUUCCAGGAAAGAGUCUUCAAGAACAGAACGAGGCAAUUGGCGUCGACGUGGCCAUGAAGUACAUCAACACCACCCUGCUGUCCCGCGCCGGAGCGAUCACUGUAAAUGACAUCCUAGAGAUACACCGACGGGUCCUAGGCUACGCCGAUCCCGUCGAAGCCGGCCGAUUCCGUGCCAGCCAGGUGUUCGUGGGCCAUCACAUCCCACCGCAUCCACAGGACUUGGACAAGCACAUGCAGGAGCUGGUGCAGUGGGUGAACUCUGAGGAAGCGCUGCAUCUCCACCCGGUGGAGUUCGCAGCUCUUGCGCACUAUAAACUGGUUUACGUUCAUCCGUUCGUGGACGGGAACGGACGGACAUCACGCCUGCUCAUGAAUUUAAUCCUAAUGCAAGCUAGUUAUCCGCCGAUCACCAUUCGGAAAGAGCAGAGGGCGGAGUAUUACACCGCCCUGGAUACUGCCAACGAGGGCGACGUAAGGCCCUUUAUUCGCUUUAUCGCGAAAUGCACAGAAAUUACACUUGAUACGCUAUUGAUAGCCACAAGUGAGCACGCAGUGGGGCUGCCCGGGGCUAGUCAUCACGCCUGUCCUGACUGUAAACACACCAUUCCUGUGCAUAGCUGAUAGAUGUACACUGGGAAGUGGAAAAAGAUUGCAUGUGGUGUAAAUUGAAGUGCCAUAUCAGCCUCUGUACCAACCUUUUACUGCUAGCAUGGGACGUACAUGGAUAAACUGUUGAUCCAUUUUAAGUGUGCAUUUACUGUGUAGCUUUAUUCGUUACAAAUCCUUUGUUGACUGUUCGAAGUGUCCACAUUUUAGUCUCUACUUUGUUGGUUUUAAAUUUGAAAUCAAAGAAAAGCUCUUUUUUUCCACUGAACGAACAGUAUAAAGUCAGAUCUUCUGCAACUACAUCCUUCUGCUUGUGAGUUAAUGAUAAUGUUGCAUAAAUGAACUCUGCUGCUUGUUGGGAACAAUAUUCAUACUCGUACUUUUGUGGUGUUUAUUUCUAUACUUGGACUCUUUCUAGUCUCAAAAUGCAAGCUCGAGUUAAUCUCUAAUGAAGUUUGCUUGGAAAAAGAACAGGUCUGUGAAAUGUGAAAGAUUGCAGUCCUUUAGUGAUGAUUUUCAGAUGCUUUACUAGCUGAAGUGCAUUUUAUGAACAGCUUGUUACACACAUUUCUCACUUACAAGCUGGCAGGUUACAGCAAAAAAAAAUUCAAAAAUUAAUGUCUGCAAAACCCAUUUUGAGUAAUAGUUAACCUGUAACAUAGAAUAUAGUCCAUGUCUUUUUUCCAUGUGAAAAUGAUCGUUCAAUGAUUCUGAUGUAUGACGCAAGGAAUAUAAUUGCCUACAGCUGUUCAAAAUGUUAUUUAGUAAGAAGUAUCAUUGAUUAUAGGAGUAUUGCUGAAAAGUUGUAUUAAUAAUGAUGUUAGAAACUUUUUUUACUUUUUUUGACUGAUGUCUUGAUUUUGAGUUUGCCACUAUUUUCAAGCACUUUAAUCUAUUUAAACAGCUUUAAUUUAUUUUACUACUCAUAAAAGCUAUUUUAUUAUUGGGUGUAAUAAAUUGUGCAACUUCUCAUUUC